Messenger RNA from Penicillium cosmopolitanum, 1167 nucleotides. RefSeq lists its product as uncharacterized. The record is from RefSeq and is a predicted model, not a curated record. The coding region runs from base 1 to 1167 and encodes 388 amino acids. The transcript has a single exon. NCBI's taxonomy places the organism in Eukaryota, Fungi, Ascomycota, Eurotiomycetes, Eurotiales, Aspergillaceae.
AUGCAUCCAUCUUACGUUUCUCUGGCCAUUAUGGCCAUCGGUGCCGCUGCGGCUCCCUCUUACCCCAAGCCUGACGCCAAGAGCGAUCCGUUCAACACCUUCCCCUUCAUGUCGGACACCAGUAGCGCCGUUGAAGAUGACGAUGGAAUGGAUAACCCCGUUCCUGCAUAUAUGGAGGCCAUGCAGGUCGCCGAGUCCGCCCAGGCUGGAAAGUAUAACUCGGCACCGGCUGCUUCUCAGUCUUAUCAGCUACCUGCCCAAAAGGCCGAGAAACCUGCUCCCACUUUCCAUCAGGCUCAGCAAGAGGCAGCCCCUACCUACCAGGCUCCCCAACAAGAAGCUGCACCCACCUUCCAGGCCCCUCAGGCAGACCCGGCGCCCACUUUCCAGGCUCCUCAGCAAGAGGCAGCCCCCAAGCAGGAGGCGGCUCCAACCUUCCAAGCUCCUCAACAGAAGCCGGAGCCCACUUUCCAAGUCGUCUCUGAGCCUGCUCAGCCUCAGCCCACUCACGUCGUGGUUGUGAAGCCUGAUGUGGUGGCUGAGCCUCACAAGCAGCAGAGCGAGCUCCCGGCGGCCGUCUCCAACAUUGCGCCAGCUCCUCUGUCGGAUCCGGAGCCUCCUAUGCAAAUGCCCACUUCUACCCCGGCUGUUGAUGAUGAUAUGCCUAUGAUCUCUGAGGUUCCCAUGAUGUCUGAGAUCGAUAUGUUCUCCGCUGUGCCGGACAUGCCAGAGACAUACUCUUCUGCCUUCUCCACUGAGGCUGUUGUAACGAUUGCUCCCAUUCCUAAGGCUCACCCGAGCUCUUCGUCCUCCAUGGUGCACUCUGUGAUGCAGACUCCCAUGCCCAUGCCCCAGGCUAAGACAUCAUCGAGCCACUCCAUGAUGAUGCCAGUCUUGCCGUCUACCCACUCGGUCAUGAUGCAGUCCACUCCCACCCACCAGAUCAUUGUCACCAUGUCUACCAAGGCUCGUCCAACACACUCUGUCAUGAUUCACGAGCAACACAUGUCUUCAAGCAAGGUCGCAACUGCCUCCAGUUCGGCUUCGGCCUCUGCCUCUGCCACUCCUUCCUCGAGUGCCGAUGCUGCCGACCCUCUGGGAGGUCUCACUGGCAUCUUUGACAGCGUUCCUAUCCUGGGUGGUCUCCUUAAGACUCUCGGUGGUUAA